This is a messenger RNA of Pygocentrus nattereri (red-bellied piranha), 688 nucleotides long. Its product is annotated as telethonin. The coding region runs from base 37 to 558 and encodes 173 amino acids. The transcript is spliced from 2 exons. Gene Ontology annotation, molecular function: protein-macromolecule adaptor activity; titin binding; structural constituent of muscle. Lineage: Eukaryota; Metazoa; Chordata; Actinopteri; Characiformes; Serrasalmidae. Gene Ontology annotation, cellular component: Z disc. The record is from RefSeq and is a predicted model, not a curated record. Gene Ontology annotation, biological process: skeletal muscle thin filament assembly; cardiac muscle contraction; skeletal muscle contraction.
CUAUUAUCUAAUGUAAUUGGGGCAUAGCUGGAGAAGAUGCACUGCCUGAGCAGAACGCCCAGGUCUUACCUGGUCAACUCGUACAGUGACGUGAAGGAAAAUGACGAGACCAGGAGGGAAUCAUACGAGGCCACCUGGCUGGACCUGGUGAUGGAGACGAGGCCAGAAUACAAAAACACGCUCGCAGAGAAAGACUCGUCAAGGAAGGAGAGUUACGAGCGAAAGCAGGUGGUUCAUUUCAUCGUCCGCAGGUUCCCCAACCAGACGCUUUGCAUCGGCCAGGAUGGGAUGACGAUGCAUGAAUAUUUCCUACCUUACAAAAAUGUUCUCCCAAUACCGAUUUUCGUGCCUCGGGACAUCACAGCUCUGCACGAGACAAACCAGGAGCCGUCUCCUCCUUAUCUGCAGUCAAUCAUGGACAGUGAGAAGAGCUGGAGUGAGAAGAGAGAACCAGUGGCUGACAUGAAAGGCAAACAGCAACUAAUCCAGCCCGACAGGGUGGAAUUCAGGACAUCAGGCCUCAUUUCACCACCAAGGGAUGCUGCCCAAAGGACAUGAUAUGCGUCAUAUCUUAUGUGUAGACUUAAACUGCUUUUUAUAGUUUUGGGACAAUAAAUGUCCAAAAGUUUGAACACCUGUUCAGCCAACUUCCAAAAAUGAAGGAUAUUAACCCUCUACUACACGCAUU